UUAUUACAGAAUUUGCACGCGUAAAUCGCGGAGAACGCUAUCUUGUGUUUAUAAGAUCUUUGAUGGCCCGGUGUUUUUUUUUAGUCUGGAAGUUUGUCGAUCAACAAAAUGCAGCGCUGUCUCUUCAUUCUUUUAUUGGUUAUCAUUUCGUUUAAUUGUCCAGACUUAUGUUUAUUCUCAUGUUUUUUUAGUCGGGGUAUUUAACCGAGGUUUUAAGAUGAGGUUAAGCAGAGGAGGAAAGAAAGCGAUCCAUGCCAAACCCCCAGAUGGAGGCUGGGGGUGGAUAAUAGUCAUCUGUUGCUUCUUCAAUAUGAUGAUGAUUGUAGGCGUUAUUUAUUCCUUUGGAAUCUGCUUGUCUUACUGGAAAGAAGAUCUUGGCAUUAGUACAUCCGUUGCUGCUGGAGUCAACUCAUCAUUACCGGCCAUUGUAUUGUUAACUAGUGUGGGAUACGGGCUAGUAUUUCAUCCUUCAAUAGUAAUGACGGCUUACUACUUCAAGGAACGUUACGGACUCGCAAAUGGCUUCGUGUUUGCCGGCAGUGGAGUUGGUUGGAUACUUUUACCUCUGUUGGAACGCUUUUUAAUUGAUCAGUACUCCUGGAAAGGAAUGUUUCUAAUACUAGGAGGAAUUACGUUGAACAUUUGUGUGAUUUCGCGUCUAAUGCGCCCCAUCGUGGUAAAGGCACAAGACGACAAGCAUAAUUUGGAAAUUGAAAAAAGUGACGGUGAAGCAAACAAAAAUCUUUAUAAAAACGAUAUUGAUAAUGAUGAUAAUGAUCUUGUAGAAGAAACUAGCUUCACAUACGCUGAUCAAAGAGUAGAUGCUCACAGUAAAAAAGCUGGUUGUCGUUGGGUAAUGAUUAAAUGCAUCAAACAUUCAUCAUUAUGGUACAUGUUUAGUGACAUUCGUAGAACUAUUAUUAUUGUUGUAGUUGGCCUCAUGGGCAUGGGAAAUUAUGCAGUUGUUAGCCACCUUCCCUAUCGGGCAACUGUGUCAGGAGUGUCGAAGGAGAAUACAGCAUACUUGAUAUCCGCAAUGGGUUUUGGAAGCCUGGUCGCAAGAAUACUUCAAGGAUGGUUGACUGACAAGAAGUAUGUAUCUGUACGGACGUUAUUCAUUAUAUCUCUGUUGGUCACUGGCAUAUACAGCGUUCUCAGCACUCUAUCAAACUCUUUUGCUUGGCUGCUAACGUUCGCGAUUAUAUUUGGAGUAGGCAAUGGCAUCUUCAAUCCAAUCCUUGUUGUAUAUAUCCGUGAACUUGUUGACACAAAGUUGUCUACUGCCCUUGCUGUUGCUUACGCUGCACUUGGAUUAACAAGUGUUUUUGCUGGGGUCUUUACAGGCUGGCUGUAUGACUCAACUGGCAACUAUGAUGUGUCUUUCUAUUUUGCCGGAGGUGCACUGAUUCUAUCUGGAUUACUCCUCUGUUUGGACCCACUCCUCCUGAGAUGGAAAGAUGUGAAGAUGAAAAAGUUGGAUGUGGAUAGCUGUUGAAGACCUUUGUUCUUUCUUUCAUUCUCUAAUGGUGUUAAGAAUAACGAUAAUGAAAAUUUAUUUAGCACUGGUAUUCGUUCCAAUGAAAACACUUUAAGAUGGUGCUCAAAAUGUAUGCCAAUCAGAAUGUCCUGCUCAGCAAUGCUGGUUUUUUAGGAUACUGGAACGGGUAUGUUGGGUGGAAGAAAUACAUAAUGAGUAGUAGAGCUGAAAUAUGAUAAAGUUCUUUUAUUGGUCUGGCGUGGGUUGUGUUUGUUGUUAAAGUGGGAGGGCUUGAUGAUUAAGUGAGCGGGUGCUAGUUGGCAAAACAAGGUGGUAUUAGGGCAGUGCAGGAGGGAAGGGGGAAUGUACACUCCCUAGAUAUUUAGAUAUGCCACUGGGCUAUAGGAUAUAAAUUCGGGGGUGAAGGGAAGCUGUAUGAUAUAGGGUCUGACAAUUUAUGGUGGCGACUAGUGUAAUUCAGGUGAAAAGCCUUGUUUAGUGUGCUAGGGGCUUAGAGAAACUGGGCAAUUUUAAGACAUUUUAUUUUUUAUUUAAGGAAAAAAAAAACACAAUUUGUUUUUUUUUUUUUUCAUUUGAUGAGUUGUGGCAAACAGGUGUUUGGUCUGCCAACUGGAUGGCUCAAUGCAAUAUUUAGUGUCAUCACUGUUUGGGGGAGAUAUGGGGAUGGAAAAUUGAGACAACUAGAAGAAUUAACAGGGUCUAUUUUAUAUGAAGGCUUGCAGUUCUGAUAUGUAUUGUUUACAGGAGUAAAUCAAGCUGUUAAAGUGUUCUUCUCUGUAGCUUGUCAUGGUUUUUUAAUUAGAUACAUUCUCUAUUUAUUGGUUAUAAUGUUGUAAGUAUUUUAAGUUUCUAAUAAUAGUUUCUAAAAUUCACAGAUAAAAUAUAUUCUUUCACAAUUAUGUAUAGUUUAUGCUUAAUAUAUUUUUACUGAUUUUUGGUUAUAUUUUACAGUUUCAGGACUAAUUGUGUUUUCACAGUGUUAGUGCAUAGAAAUGUAAAAAUCGCGCUAUUAUUAUCAAUUUUAAUACAACUGUAGUAACUUUGUGCUUACAUUCUUGCCUUCAAAUACCAUGGUUCCACUGCUUGGUUCAAGCCCUGUGAACCAUCGUUGGUUUUUUAUUCUCCAUUUUAAAAAACAAUGGUGCAUUUAAGCUUUAUUAAAAAAAAACUUUAUUGAGCAUUAUAUUUUAAUUUGUUUAUCUUAACGCGUUGACUGCCAGACUUUUUUUAGGUUUAAAGGUUUACACAAAUAUGCUUUAUUGAAAUUUUGUACUGCCUUGAACAUAACAGUAACACAAGAAACAUACAUACGUUUUUGUACGUUUAGGUGUAUCUUCCCCGAACUACCAGCCAUAAGGCUGUGGUUCUACAAAAAUAACAAAGAAGUAAUAAACGCUAGAAUGUUACCCCGAUUUUGAUGAGUAUAGUCAUCCCUAGCGCCCUCAGCAACACUCUGUGGGACGAGUAUACUCGUCUCUGGCAGCGAACAUGCUAAGGAGUGGUAUAGUUACUCUUUGUUUAUGAGAAUUGUAAAAUUUUAUUUUAAGUGGAGCUGUAGCUUGUAGCAAAAACAGGAUCAUGUGUUGAAAUCGUCCGUAAAACCAGAGAUUGUUUUUUUUUUUGCUCCCAAAAAAAGAAGAAAUUAUCAUUUAAAUUGAUAAUGAACAUCCCUUUUAUUGUCUGAAAGCCAUUUCUGUUCAUAAUGAGCCAUGUUUGUAUUGAAUUAAUUUUGAUAAAGAGGAAGGGUAAUUCUACAUUUGUAAAACCACACUGUUGGGUUAUACGCAGUAGGUUUCAGGAUAAUUUGAUUGUUUGCAUGCUUGAUCAUGUCUAAUCGUACAUUCUAAACUGUAAAUUCUGAGAAAGAUUCAGUGAUGCAUGCAGUAUUGUUAUGCACCCAGGAAGAUUUAACCAAGUCACGCUAUCAGUGCAUUUGGCUUUUUUGCUUGGGAAAAACAGCUUGGUUAUUCUUCCUGAAUAAUAUUCACUCAGUUCAACUUGCUGUGUGCCUUGGGUAAUUUCACCAAAUAGAAUGUUAUGCAGACUUAUACACUUAAAAUUUUUUUUUUUUUUUUUUACAAAACUGAUAUUAAGGUACCAUGAGUUUGACCAAAAGAUUUCGGUCUAAAGAGGGCUUCAUUUAAUCAGGGAGGUCUCACAAGCUAAAGCCUGGGUCCCAGUUCCUGAUGGGCUCUGGGAUAUUCAUGAGCUUUUUUUGUUGCUCUAAGUUGGCAGAAGAGCAGAAUAUGUAGAAAAGAACAUAAAAAAAACAUUGAAACAGUGUUCUUUUGCAUGCCCCAUUGGGCUGAGUACCUACGCAGACUCUGUCAGUUAGUGACCAAGAUAGAAGGGCCCUAAAACUCUUAGAAAGGGCCCCACACUUCUUUGUUACAUUACUGCUUUCAUACUGUAAGUUUCUUUUGUUUUUUGAGACAUUAAACUGUAAUGCUGGUCUUUUAAUAGCACAUUGUAAUAUUCCUUAUGACAAACUGUGAUAUGACACGGUCUGUGUAAAAUUGUCUGGAUGUGCGUGGGAGUUGGGGCAAGGUGGUGUGACAGGUAUUAUUUAUACGAAACGACGCGGAUAGUCAUGGAAGCAUAUGCUAUCGUAGAGUUUUGAAAAUGUUAAAAAAUUGUAGUUGUGUGAUAGCAUAGCAUAUUGUAAACAAAAUUGCAACGUGUGUGACCGGCAUAUGGUAUCUGCAGAAGAAAUGACACCUUGACUUUUCAAAAUUUAUGUUUUAUGAAAAUGUAAUAAAAUUAUAUUUAUAAAAAUCUUGCCUUUGAACAGCUGCUGCACUGUAAUGUUCAUUCAAAAUUAAAUGCACAUUUUUAAA
Messenger RNA from Anneissia japonica, 4335 nucleotides. Its product is annotated as monocarboxylate transporter 12-like. Gene Ontology annotation, molecular function: monocarboxylic acid transmembrane transporter activity. Lineage: Eukaryota; Metazoa; Echinodermata; Crinoidea; Comatulida; Comatulidae. Gene Ontology annotation, biological process: transmembrane transport; monocarboxylic acid transport. The record is from RefSeq and is a predicted model, not a curated record.